GGUUGCUGAUUCCUAUACUUAUUAAACAACACUCCAUUUUUCCCACUAAAACCGUUCAGUCUUUCACCACCUAGCUGUUGCUAGCUGUCUCUAAUCCCCUCCCAUGUGACCCACCUCACUCUUUCUUUCUCUCUCUCUUUCUUCAUCUCCAAAACCCUUGGUGAAACAAGACCAAAAUCUAGGUAGAGGGUAGGAAGAAAAAGGAGAAAGAAAAAAACUUUAUGGCAAAUGAAUAGAAACACCAUUAUGAAGGCUUUAUUACAUGCACAAUGCCAUUGUCUCUCAUCAUCUCUUUAAUCUCUCUCCCUCUCUCUAUCUCUAUAUCUCUCUCCCACUGGUUUUAGAAACCCAAGAACAAGAUUUUGAAGUAAGAUUUUCGGUUGUUUGUGUGUUGGUUAGGUUGUUGGGAUCUCUGUUGUUUGUUUCUCUUUCUCUCUCUCUCUCUCUCUAUUUUCUCAGACACACAAUUAGAUACACAAGGCCAUUAUACGUAGUACAUAAAUUUCUCGCUAUCUCUCUAUAUUUGGGGUCACACAUACAUAGGUAAUGGCACAGUUACCUCCCAAAAUACCAACCAUACCCCAAAAUUGGCCAUCUUUUUCUCACCAAAGGGUGCCCACAAUGGCCAACUUCACCCCCACAACCUCAUCCACCACCACCACCACCGUCGCCGCCGCCGCCACCACCACUGCCCCCUCCCAACCCUCAUGGGUCGACGAAUUCCUCGACUUCUCCUCCACCCGCCGGGGGGCUCACCGGCGAUCCGCCAGCGACUCCAUUGCCUUCCUCGAAACGCCGUUUCUCGAGGAAUGUCGAGCCGGUUUCGAUCGGCUCGACGAGGACCAGCUGAUUUCCAUGUUCUCUGACGACAUUGCCGCCGCGGCACUCCCGCCGCCGCCGCUUUCGUCGGCGUCCAACCCCUCCUCGCCGUCCUCCGACCAAAAUAGCAACAACGAGGAGAAGCCCAUGGCAAUGACGUUGGACCUCAAGCCGAAGACGGAAAAGGUUGAAGAGGAGAGCUCGUGCAAGAAUGAGGCGGCGGCGCUGCAACUCUCCGCCACUACCACCUCCCCUGAAACCGUUGUCGAUCCCAAGAGGGUCAAAAGAAUUUUGGCUAAUAGGCAAUCAGCACAGAGAUCAAGGGUAAGAAAGCUACAAUACAUCUCUGAGCUUGAAAGGAGCGUAACAACAUUGCAGACGGAGGUAUCAGCAUUGUCUCCACGAGUUGCAUUUCUGGACCAUCAACGUUUGAUUCUUAAUGUCGACAAUAGUGCCUUGAAGCAACGUAUUGCUGCUUUGGCCCAAGACAAGAUUUUCAAAGACGCUCAUCAAGAGGCAUUAAAGAAGGAAAUAGAGAGAUUGAGGCAAAUCUACCAUCAACAGAACCUACAGAAGAUGAACAACAAUCUUCAAACCCCACCAACAUCACAGCCACAAGCACAUUCUCUUCAUCAGCAUCAGCAGCAGCAGAUAGCAGUGUCUCAACCAUUGGGAUGCAAGGAGAAGGAGCAGCUCCUGAGUUGAGGGGAAUGUGGAUGUAUGUAUGUAUGUAUGAUGUAGGUAUGGAUGGAUGGAUGGAUGGAUAUGUUGGAUGGUGGUAAUUAAGUAGAAGUUUUCACGUGAUGUGUUCCCCAUGAAUGUUGCUGUGGGGUUGCUGACACAGUGAUGGGGUUGGAGGGUAGGAACUUGACAAGUGGAGUGUUUGCAAUAGGGUGAAGAAUUUUAUUGGUUGGUUAUAUCUUGGGGGUUGGAUUGGGAUUUUGGGAUUUCAUUUUCUGCAUAUUACACUUUUUGGUUUUCCCUUUUUAACAGAAAAAUUAUUCUCAAUCAUUUUUUAUUUUAUUGGGUGGAAUAAGGGGACAAACCAUCGUGCUUUUGUAUUGGGAUAUGCAUGGAAGUUGUCAGAGCAUUAUUUUUCUCUUUUUUUUUUUUUUGGAGG
Vigna unguiculata (cowpea) is the source of this 1939-nucleotide messenger RNA. Its product is annotated as basic leucine zipper 34-like. Lineage: Eukaryota; Viridiplantae; Streptophyta; Magnoliopsida; Fabales; Fabaceae. Gene Ontology annotation, molecular function: DNA-binding transcription factor activity; DNA binding. Gene Ontology annotation, cellular component: nucleus. Gene Ontology annotation, biological process: positive regulation of DNA-templated transcription. The record is from RefSeq and is a predicted model, not a curated record.